UCCUUCUUCCUCUUCUUCUUCUUCUUCUUCUUCUUAGGAAAUCAUUAGUCAUGGCUAAUUCCCAUAGCUCCACCCCUUCCAUUCCCACAACCACAAAAUUAGUACUCUUCCUUUUAUUCUCGCUUGUUGUGGGAAUGGCCUCUGCCCAGUUAUCGUCUACUUUCUACGACAAAUCCUGCCCUAAAGCCCUUUCCACCAUUAAAUCAGCUGUUGUCGCUGCUGUGGGCAAAGAGGCACGCAUGGGCGCAUCGUUGCUCCGUCUUCAUUUUCAUGACUGCUUCGUUCAAGGAUGUGAUGCAUCUGUACUAUUGGAUGGUAGCAGUGGAGAGAAAUCAGCAGGGCCCAAUGCUAAUUCACUAAGGGGAUUCGACGUAAUAGACACCAUCAAAACUCAAGUGGAGACUCACAACGUUGACUCAGACAAUGCAUGA
This is a messenger RNA of Corylus avellana, 431 nucleotides long. The record is from RefSeq and is a predicted model, not a curated record. Lineage: Eukaryota; Viridiplantae; Streptophyta; Magnoliopsida; Fagales; Betulaceae.